Messenger RNA from Helianthus annuus (common sunflower), 1293 nucleotides. RefSeq lists its product as uncharacterized. The coding region runs from base 1 to 1293 and encodes 430 amino acids. The record is from RefSeq and is a predicted model, not a curated record. The transcript is spliced from 3 exons. Lineage: Eukaryota; Viridiplantae; Streptophyta; Magnoliopsida; Asterales; Asteraceae.
AUGGAAGCUUUGGUUUCCAAACGUAUAUUUUUCACUCUCAAUGCAUCUACCAUCACGCUUAUUGCCAUAGCGAUGAAGCUACCAAUGGAUCUUACUACAGACACCGACGACAUUGAAGUUUAUGGCGCAAAGUUCAGUGGUAUUGGUUUCUUGAUAACCAUGCUAGCCAAUUUUCUCCCUUCAUUAGGGCUUAUGGAUGACAAGGAGCUUCUAAUGAACAUUGCAGCCUUGGGUAUUCUCUCCUUUUUGAAAAGGUUUAAGAAGAACGAAAACACGUCUAAUAUCAAUGAGAGCUCGGAAAUAGAAGAAUAUACUAGGUAUGCUAUACAAAUUGAUGAAGAUGAGAGACUUUCAAAUAGAUUAUUAAGAAAUACACUCCAUUCGAUAACUAAACUCAUUAACGCAUCUGAAGAGAAAGAACCGCACAAUCUUAUAAUGCUUCUGGAGAAAUCCAUAGGAUUCAAUGGAGUAGUAGAGUUUGACAAUAACGAAGUCCCAUCUUUAUAUCCGGAAGAAAUUCGCGUUUGUUGGAGCCUUGUACUAGUAACAUUGACAACAAUUGCCAUUGCGCUUCCUAACAUUGGAAAUGAUUAUUUCAAGCGGUUGCUUUCUGGCUUGAAGGAAGGACUCCAAAUCGUAAGUCAUAUAGAAGAAUGUUUGUAUGUAGAUGUUGACUCAAUAAAGGCAAGAAAAGCAGCCAUGUGCGUGUGGACAGAAGUUGAAAUAUACCACACAUGGCUAAAAAUCCAUCUUCGAAAGAAGGCUUGUAAAGAAAAUACAUCAAAGGAAAUUCUUAAAUGGUUGGGUGACGAAGCUGCAAAAAUUGUGAUCCAAUUUAAGAGUAGCAAAAAAACAAGUAUAGAUCAAUCACCUAAUAAACUUAUACUUGCAGGCGCCAUGUACAAAAUCAGUCAGACAAUAUUGUUGUACUGUCAUGGGAAAGAAAAUUGGCCAAAUAAUGAAGAACUUCUUGAAUGGAUAUCAACUAUAACUGCAGAUGUAUUAGCCGCUUGCUUUACCAACUUACCACAUGUUAUAAAACUGAACUGUCAUCACCAUGCAAUUGAGAAAAGGGGAGACGACAUCCAGAAUGCAGCUCAACUUCUUGGUAAAUCCAAAAAGAUCCUUAAAAUCCUUGAAGCGCGUCAACUUCCAGACAUAGAUCGAGAAUCUAUGGCAUGUACUUGUAUCAAGAGUGAUGAAUUGAAAGUGACGCUUGGGGAAUUCGAGCAAGUGGCAGAGGGGAAGGCGUAUAAGGAGCUGGUGAAGGAUGUUGCACCAAGAAGAGAUUAG